Brugia malayi is the source of this 180-nucleotide messenger RNA. RefSeq lists its product as uncharacterized. The transcript is spliced from 3 exons. Bases 1 to 180 code for a protein of 59 amino acids. Lineage: Eukaryota; Metazoa; Nematoda; Chromadorea; Rhabditida; Onchocercidae. The record is from RefSeq and is a predicted model, not a curated record.
AUGGAAUGUGGUGGUACCAACUGCUGUCAUUGUACAUAUCGUCCAUCACAAGCUGAAUGUUCUUCCUCGAAAAGUGGCCGCACACGUCAAUGGGAUAGUGCAAUUUACCCGUGCGGUACUUGUUUGGUACUUUACCCACCGAUACUUCAAGAAGAUAAAUAUAAAAGAACAUUUGAUUAA